GCAGGCUGCUGUAGUCGGAGAGAUGGUCGGUCGGCCGGUGCUGAAUGAGGAUGCAAACCUUUAACGGAGACUGUAGGAAAUAAACCAAUGAACGCGUGACAACGGGACGCUGUGGAGAAGCGUACUCGCAGACAAGUAGGGUCAUGGUGUGCGAGAUUUUUAUGUUUUCUGUGAGAAAUCUGAGAAGAUAGAGGAUUUGUUGUUAGUUCAGAAGGAGAACGUUAAGCGCUUAGAAUAAGGUGCUGAAGAUUUUGGAAAAGACUGAGACAAUUUUUGCUUUUACUAUUACGCUGAAUGGACUUUUGAAUUACUGUCUUGCUGUCUCUGGUCAGCCAAAGGUCCGAGGAUGUCUCCACUCUUCGCGGAACCUGCAUUUAGCCCGCAAACCAGCCACUGACUGACUUUUUACGCACGGAGAAAGCUCGGUUCUCACACACUUUGUUUUCGUGUUUUUCUGGAUGAACAUUGCAAUACAUUUUCAAUGAUUCGAGAUCUGAGCAAGAUGUACCCCCCGGCGCGGCAUCCGGUCCCUCAUCAGCCGGGACAGCCGUUCAAGUUCACUGUCACCGAGUCCUGCGACCGGAUCAAGGAGGAGUUCCAGUUCCUGCAGGCGCAGUAUCACAGUCUGAAAUUGGAAUGUGAGAAACUGGCCAGUGAGAAAACUGAGAUGCAGAGGCACUAUGUCAUGUACUACGAAAUGUCAUACGGGCUGAACAUCGAGAUGCACAAGCAGGCGGAGAUCGUUAAACGGCUGAACGCAAUCUGCGCCCAAGUCAUCCCCUUCCUCUCUCAAGAGCAUCAGCAGCAGGUGGUGCAGGCAGUAGAGAGGGCCAAGCAGGUCACCAUGGCUGAACUCAACGCCAUCAUAGGACAGCAGCAACUCCAGGCUCAGCACCUCUCUCAUGGCCAUGCCAUCCCUGUCCCGCUAACACCCCACCCAGCGGGCCUUCAGCCCCCUCUGCCUCCUGGGGCCAGUACUGCCAGCCUGCUGGCUCUGUCCUCUGCCCUGAGUCACCAGCUGCCACUCAAAGAUGAGAGGAAGCAUCACGAUAACAACAGCGAACACACACGAGACAGAGACUCAGUCAAGAGCUCAUCUGUCUCUCCAUCAGCCAAUUUUCGAACUGGAGAGAAGCAUCGAAGUUCAAGCGAUUAUUCCUCUGACAGCAAAAAACAGAAGACAGAUGAUAAGGAGCUGACCUCCACACGCUAUGAAAGUGAUGGAGAAAAGAGUGAUGACAACUUGGUCGUCGACGUCUCCAACGAGGAUCCAGUGUCUCCCCGAGGAAGUCCUGCACACUCUCCUCGGGAGAAUGGGUUGGACAAAAGUCGCCUGUUGAAGAAAGACCCACCACUGAGUCCUUCCUCAAUUGCUUCCUCCAGCAGCACACCUUCCUCCAAGUCUAAAGAUAUUAAUUUGAAUGAGAAGUCGACAACUCCCGUGUCCAAGUCCAGCACUCCCACAUCCCGCUCUGAAGCCCCCACACCCAGCAGUGCCUCCACCACAGGCCUGAGGUCUGCACCCAGUAAAUCAUCAGGAGUUGAGGCACUGACUCCUGGUCUUCGCACACCCCUGGCAGUGCCCUGCUCGUACCCUGGCCCAUUCGGAAUGGUUCCUCACCCUGGUAUGAAUGGAGAGCUGAGUGGAACAGGAGCAGCCUACACUGGCUUGCAUAACAUUUCCCCACAGAUGAGUGCAGUGGCCGCGGCCGCUGUGGCAGCCUACGGACGCACACAAGUGGUAGGAUUUGAUCCUCACCACCACAUACGUGUUCCUGGACUUCCUCCUAACCUGUCGGGCAUUCCUGGUGGAAAACCAGCUUAUUCCUUUCAUGUGAGCGCUGACGGACAAAUGCAGCCUGUGCCUUUUCCUCCGGAUGCACUGAUCGGCCCUGGCAUCCCGCGCCACGCUAGACAGAUCAAUACUCUCACCCACGGGGAGGUGGUGUGUGCCGUUACCAUCAGUAACCCUACACGUCACGUUUAUACCGGCGGCAAGGGCUGUGUCAAGGUGUGGGAUAUCAGUCACCCGGGCAACAAGACCCCUGUUUCCCAGCUGGACUGCCUUAACAGGGAUAACUACAUUCGAUCCUGUCGGCUACUUCCUGAUGGACGAACUCUUAUCGUUGGGGGAGAAGCGAGUACUUUAUCAAUCUGGGAUUUGGCUACACCGACUCCUCGGAUCAAAGCGGAAUUAACUUCGUCUGCACCUGCAUGUUAUGCUCUGGCCAUCAGCCCGGAUUCCAAAGUCUGCUUUUCCUGCUGCUCUGAUGGAAACAUUGCCGUCUGGGAUCUUCACAACCAGACUCUGGUUAGGCAGUUCCAGGGCCACACAGAUGGAGCCAGCUGUAUAGACAUUUCUAAUGAUGGGACCAAGCUUUGGACCGGAGGUCUGGAUAACACUGUCCGGUCCUGGGACCUGAGAGAGGGACGCCAGCUGCAACAGCACGACUUCACCUCUCAGAUCUUCUCACUGGGAUACUGUCCAACGGGAGAGUGGCUGGCAGUUGGGAUGGAGAACAGUAAUGUGGAGGUGUUGCAUGUCACCAAACCUGACAAAUACCAGCUCCACCUGCAUGAAAGCUGUGUGCUGUCACUCAGAUUUGCGCACUGUGGGAAGUGGUUUGUAAGUACAGGAAAAGACAAUCUGCUAAAUGCAUGGAGAACCCCAUAUGGAGCCAGCAUAUUCCAGUCAAAAGAAUCAUCCUCUGUGCUGAGCUGUGACAUCUCCAUCGAUGAUAAGUACAUUGUGACGGGAUCAGGAGAUAAGAAGGCAACUGUCUAUGAGGUCAUCUACUGAGAGCUGUGCUUGUUAAACAACAAGGCCAUCCUUCCAUCUAACCGUGAGGUCUCCUUCAUCUGUGUACAUUUUUUUAUGUGUAUAGGAUAAACUUAAAAGGAACAAACCAAACAUUUUCUUGGACCAUGACUUCCUGACCUUCUGGCUAGUCGAGGAUCAAAACCAACAAGCGGACCCAAGCACAGCUCCUUUUUUUUUCUUUUAAGUGACUUUGUGUUAUUGUGAGGAUGAGUGAAUGCUGUUGGGCUGUUAACAUUCCUUUAUGUUACCUUUGACUUAAGCCUCUUAUAUCAUUUUUCUUUUUUCAGUGUGUAGACUGUAAAACAAGCGUUACUGUUCACAUACAUACUAAUCUGCCUGUGUACUUUAUACAUACAUGGAGGCUAAAAUGUAUGCAAACUAGGUGGCAGAUCAGAGCCAUAGUGCUUCUGGGCUACUCUGGAAUAUCAACAGCCAACCUGCACACAACUAAUGCUGAUGGUGUAAAUAAAGGGGCAACGCUAAUAAUAGCAACAAUUUAGUUACUUUUUUGCCAUUUAUAUUGCCAUGUGUUUUGAGUCUGCAGCUGAGCUUUCUUCACAUUUUGACAUCCCCUCAUUAUUUCUGUGCUUAACUGCAUCCUGCAGAUGUGUCGCCUUAAUUGUGACGAUGGCACAUUCAUCCAAAGGGUGCAGGACACACAUAAAUAUAGCACUUGCGCACAUGUAAAUGGGUUUUUCAAGCAAAUAUAUCAGAGGCUCCAUUUUUUUAAAGUAUCGAUAUUAUUUUGUGAGGCAGUAUAUUCAUCUUUAAUUUGUUAGUUAUGGCUUGAAUUCAUGUACAGUGUGUUAUUUCAUCAUACUGAUUUUUCCUUCUU
Molecule: messenger RNA, 3656 nt
Organism: Pelmatolapia mariae (spotted tilapia)
Lineage: Eukaryota; Metazoa; Chordata; Actinopteri; Cichliformes; Cichlidae
Product: transducin-like enhancer protein 4
Exons: 20
Coding region: 482-2800 (772 amino acids)
Biological process (GO): negative regulation of canonical Wnt signaling pathway; regulation of DNA-templated transcription
Cellular component (GO): nucleus; transcription regulator complex
Molecular function (GO): protein binding; transcription corepressor activity
Source: RefSeq, a predicted model, not a curated record